GUUGCGCGGCAGCGGCGCUGCCAUCUUUGUGUGUAGUUGAUAUAGCUUGCCGCCUUUCCUGUGUUGGUUUCCUCAGACUAGUGGUGUUGUGAGUUACACGUUUCAAAAUGGCUGGUGGUAAAGCGGGUAAAGAUUCAGGCAAAGCCAAGGCGAAAGCUGUAUCCAGAUCAGCGAGGGCAGGAUUGCAGUUCCCCGUGGGAAGAAUUCACAGACAUUUGAAAAACAGAACAACUAGCCAUGGUCGUGUUGGUGCCACAGCGGCUGUUUAUUCUGCAGCUAUUCUCGAAUAUCUCACGGCUGAAGUGCUGGAGUUGGCAGGAAAUGCGUCCAAGGAUCUCAAGGUGAAACGUAUCACACCACGUCACUUGCAGCUCGCUAUCCGCGGUGACGAAGAAUUGGACAGUCUGAUCAAAGCCACCAUCGCCGGUGGUGGUGUCAUCCCACACAUACACAAGUCACUCAUCGGUAAAAAGGGCGGUCCAGGAGCACCCGUCUAAUUAAGGUAUCAUCGAUACAUUUCACACUGCAUUUGAUUCCGGACGUGAUGCAACCAGCUUCUAAUAUUCAUCACCGAUUGGUAACCUAGUUGUCUUCAAGAUAGUGAUGUUGAUAGGGACAGUGGAGUGAUUAACAACAAUUAAAAACUGUUGGUCCGGACUUACUGGUAGUUCGUAAGGAUUAGUACUAUUCUAGAAUUAAGGAGAUUUAAAUAUGAUUGUAUUAGAAUUAAGUUUGACUUUCAUGGUUUGUUAAUGGGACAUUAUAUUCUGCUGAAGAAAUGUACGAUCAUUUCUUGCUCUGUUAAAAUUAUUUUGCUACCAGCUGCUAGAGACGAUGCAAUGUGUGGACAGCAGAUAGCUUUACACACACAUACUGUCCGACUGAAGCUGGUGCAAUAUAAUUUUACUGGUAUCUGAUGACUGGCGCAACUUUUUAAUUUGUUUUUAAGCUGGAAGCUGUUGUAGUAAUUAUUUACGCCAUUUUGUAUUUUUUGUGACAUUUUGUACUAAAAUAAAUACAUAUGUUGUUCUAAAUUGUAAUUUGGUAUGAUUGAACUGUUACGAGUUGUAAGAAAAUGUAUUUUGAUCUUUAAAAUAUAAUGAUGAAGCACG
Messenger RNA from Achroia grisella, 1112 nucleotides. It is a transcript of the gene His2Av, whose product is annotated as histone H2A.V. Gene Ontology annotation, molecular function: structural constituent of chromatin; DNA binding; protein heterodimerization activity. Gene Ontology annotation, cellular component: nucleosome. Bases 108 to 497 code for a protein of 129 amino acids. Lineage: Eukaryota; Metazoa; Arthropoda; Insecta; Lepidoptera; Pyralidae. The record is from RefSeq and is a predicted model, not a curated record. The transcript has 5 exons.